GCAAUUUAAAUAAGUAUUAAUUUGCCAUUAAAUAUUAUAGAGGAAGAAAGGAAAUAGAAAAUCAUUGGAAAAUAAUAAGUAUAUACUGAAAAAGAAAAAAAUUUAUACAAUAAUGAUUCAUCAAGGGGCAAAAAAUACUUAUAAUUUAGGAAUUUCGUUGAAACUUUGUUAUUUUUUAUUUAUAUUUUUUCUUCUACUGGAAGUAAGUAAGGCUCAAGAUACAGAUUGUAACUUUUUUACUGAAAUAGCGCUUGGACAAACGUAUUUCGUUUAUAAUCCUCCAUAUCCAAAUUUUUCUGUUGGACCCCAAUAUUGCAGAUUUAGGGCCGUGUGUCCUCCAGGUUCUCGAAUUUUGCUUAACUGUAUCGACAUAAUUAUACCAACAUCGCUACUGUGUGCGAGUCAACAUUUAAGUAUUUAUACAAAUCCUUCUAAUCCGUUAAAUCUGCCAUUGCUUUUUUGUGGAAAUGGAACACUUGAUGUGCAGUCAGUUGGAAGUUUCAUGACAGUUAUAUUUCGUAUUUUUCCAAGAGGCACAGAAGCAAGAUUUACAUGCACUAUGUCUCUCAUUUAAGAAUGAUAAUGGACACCAAAUAUUUUAAACUUAAAAAUAUUUUCUAAAUCGUAUCAUAAUUAUGACUUGGAAUUAUAGAAUUAAUUAUACAAAGUGAUACAUUAAUGUAUUGUCGACAAUAAUUUACAUUUGUUCAAGAAUAUACGUAUUCUUAUUUUCUUUCUAUAACAAAUAUCAUAGUAUCAAAAUUAAACUAAUAAUAAUAUUUGGUCGUUGUACAAAAAGUUAUUAUAAAGUGUUAAAAUUAUAUUAAACAUAA
Molecule: messenger RNA, 833 nt
Organism: Leptopilina heterotoma
Lineage: Eukaryota; Metazoa; Arthropoda; Insecta; Hymenoptera; Figitidae
Product: venom serine protease 34-like
Exons: 3
Coding region: 113-574 (153 amino acids)
Source: RefSeq, a predicted model, not a curated record